Delphinapterus leucas (beluga whale) is the source of this 12448-nucleotide messenger RNA. It is a transcript of the gene PCNX1, whose product is annotated as pecanex 1. Gene Ontology annotation, cellular component: membrane. Lineage: Eukaryota; Metazoa; Chordata; Mammalia; Artiodactyla; Monodontidae. The record is from RefSeq and is a predicted model, not a curated record.
GAGGAGGAGCUGGAGGGGGCGCGGCUUGCUCCCGGUGCCUCCCGGGCGCCGGGCCUCCUUCUCCGCCAGGCUCUGGGCUGGCGGCCGGCGGGGGUCGCGACGGUGGCAGCGGCGCUGGCGGGCCGCGGGCGGCGGGGGCCUGGCUCCAGCUCCGGGUGUUAGGAAACAAGAUGGCGGCGGCGCUCCGAAGGCCGGUCCCCACCUCUUCUCCGCUCUCCUCCGCCCCGCCGCUCGCCUCCUCCUCCUCCUCGAUCUCCUCCUUCUGCAGCAACCCCAGCGACCGCAGAAGCGCCGGCCGGCUCUCCCGGAGCUCCGGAGGGGGAUAGAUUGGGCAGCUGCGGGCUCCGGCGACCAAGGCAGAGCUGGGGCCGGGGCGGGGACGGCGACGGCGGCGGCGGCGGCGGCGGCGCCGGGUGGGGAUGGGGUCGCAGACGCUGCAGAUCCUCCGGCAGGGGGUGUGGGCCGCGCUCAGCGGGGGCUGGUACUACGACCCGCACCAGGCCACCUUCGUGAACGCGCUGCACCUCUACCUGUGGCUCUUUCUGCUCGGCCUGCCCUUCACCCUCUACAUGGCCCUUCCUUCUUCCAUGAUUAUAGUAGCAGUCUAUUGUCCUGUGAUAGCUGCUGUUUUCAUUGUUCUGAAGAUGGUCAACUAUCGACUCCAUAGAGCACUUGAUGCUGGAGAGAUUGUAGAUAGGAACACAAAUGAUUUCACAGAUCAGCGAGCCAGAGCUGAGCAAGGCAACUGUUCAACGAGGAGAAAAGACAGCAAUGGCCCAAGUGAUCCUGGUGGGGGCAUUGAAAUGUCUGAGUUCAUUCGAGAGGCCACACCCCCAGUUGGUUGCAGUUCAAGAAAUUCUUAUGCUGGCCUUGAUCCAGGCCACCAGAUUGGAUCUGGUUCCUCUCGUCUUGGAACAGCAACAACUAUUAAAGGAGAUACAGACACCGCUAAGACUUCUGAUGAUAUCAGUUUAAGUCUGGGCCAGAGCUCUAGUCUUUGUAAGGAAGGAAGUGAAGAACAGGAUUUGGCAACUGAUCGGAAGCUCUUCCGUUUGGUCUCCAAUGAUUCCUUCAUCUCCAUUCAGCCGUCCCUAUCCUCAUGUGGGCAGGACUUACCAAGAGACUUCAGUGACAAAGUGAGCCUGCCAAGUCACAGCCACCACCACCACAUCGAGCAGUCUCUGUCCAGUGCCUGUGACACAGAAGUAGCAUCUCUUGUCCCUUUACAUUCACACUCUUACAGGAAAGAUCACCGGCCGCGAGGUGUACCACGGACUUCUAGCUCUGCUGUGGCUUUUCCAGACACUUCACUGAAUGACUUCCCUCUGUAUCAGCAAAGACGUGGGUUAGAUCCUGUUAGUGAGUUAGAAUCUUCCAAGCCUCAUUCUGGAUCCAAAGAAUCCUUGGUGGAAAAUUCUUGUUUAUCUGGGGAAUUUCAGCUUGUUGGUGAGCUGAAAAACAGUAAUUCUCAGCCACCUACCAAAAGUGGGAAGAGCAAACCCUUGAAAGCAGACAAAAGCAUGGACAGCUUGCGGAGUCUGAGCACGCGCAGUAGUGGCUCAACAGAGAGCUACUGCAGUGGUACGGACCGGGACACUCACAGCACCGUCAGCAGCUACAAAAGCGAGCAGACCAGCUCCACUCACAUAGAGAGCAUCUUGUCAGAGCACGAGGAGUCUCCCCAAGUGGGAAAGAACACUGGUCAGAAGAAAGAGUGCUGCGCUGAGCCAGAGGACAAGAGUAGCUGUGCGAGUGACAAAAGGACUAGCAGUGAAAAAACUGCCUUGGAAGUGAGUACGAAUAGUGGGGUUCAAGAAGCCAAGCAUUCUAAUAGCUCUGAUGACAUGCACAAUCAGAAAGGUCUCAGCACCUCUGCAUCUGAAGAAGCCAAUAAAAACCCCCAUGCAAAUGAAUUCACUUCACAGGGGGACACACCACUUGGGAAAACUGCUGAAAACAAAGAGGAGGAGAGUGAUAAGCCAGCUGUUUCAGUGGAUUCAAAAGUUGGUAAAGAUGUUGGUGGAAAGCAAAAGGAAGGGGAUGUACGACCUAAAUCCUCUAGCUUAAUCCACCGGACAGCCUCUGGCCAUAAGUCAGGCAGGAGACGGACAGGAAAAAAACGGGCUAGCAGUUUUGAUUCAAGUCGGCAUAGGGACUAUGUGUCCUUUCGAGGUAUUUCUGCUACCAAGCCACAUAGUGCUAUAUUCUGUCACGAUGAGGACUCCAGUGACCAAAGUGACUUGAGCCGAGCGUCAAGCGUUCAGUCUGCUCACCAGUUCGGCAGUGACAGCUCUUCUAGCACCACUUCUCAUUCAUGUCAGUCUCCCGAGGGCAGAUACAGCACCCUAAAGACCAAACACGCCCCUAAGGAGAGGGGCACCGACCCUGAGCACGCACACAAAGCCCAUCUGGGCCCUGAAGGAACUGGCAAAAAGCGGACAGCGCGGCGGACUUCCAGCACAAAUAGUGCCAAGACUCGGGCCCGAGUGUUGAGCCUGGACAGCGGCACAGUAGCGUGUUUGAAUGACUCCACUAGGCUCAUGGCACCCGAAAGCAUAGAACCCUUAACCACUUCAAAAUCAGACCUCGAGGCCAAAGAGGGAGAGGUGCUAGAUGAGCUAUCUUUAUUGGGACGGGCUUCCCAGUUAGAGACAGUCACUCGAUCUAGGAAUAGCUUGCCAAGCCAGGUUGCGUUUCCUGAAGGCGAAGAGCAAGACGCAGUCAGUGGAGCAGCACAGGCCAGCGAGGAGGCAGUGUCAUUUCGCCGUGAACGCAGCACAUUUAGGCGCCAGGCAGUACGGCGCCGGCACAAUGCAGGGAGUAACCCUACCCCUCCUACAUUGCUCAUCGGAUCACCCCUAAGCCUUCAAGAUGGUCAGCAAGACCAGCAGUCCACAGCCCAGGUCAAAGUCCAGUCCCGCCCCCCUUCCCAGGCUGCAGUGCUCAGUGCUAGUGCCUCCUUGCUGGUGAGAAAUGGGAGUGUCCACUUAGAAGCAUCACAUGACAAUGCAUCUGCUGUAGGCGGCAGCAGUUUGCACGAUGAACUUGGUAAGUUCUCUUCUACGCUUUAUGAGACUGGUGGCUGUGAUAUGUCACUUGUGAAUUUUGAACCAGCAGCAAGAAGAGCAUCCAAUAUCUGUGACACGGAUUCACAUGUAUCCAGUUCUACCUCAGUUCGAUUUUAUCCACAUGAUGUGCUCUCUCUUCCACAGAUUCGAUUGAACAGACUAUUGACCAUCGAUACAGAUUUGUUGGAGCAACAAGACAUUGACCUGAGCCCUGAUUUGGCAGCUACUUAUGGUCCAACAGAAGAAGCUGCCCAAAAAGUUAAACACUAUUAUCGCUUUUGGAUCCUGCCCCAGCUGUGGAUCGGCAUUAACUUUGACAGACUCACACUUUUGUCCCUGUUUGAUAGGAAUCGUGAGAUCCUGGAAAAUGUGUUAGCUGUCAUCCUGGCUAUUCUUGUGGCUUUUUUGGGAUCUAUUCUUCUCAUACAAGGCUUCUUCAGAGAUAUCUGGGUCUUCCAGUUCUGCCUGGUGAUAGCCAGCUGUCAAUAUUCACUACUUAAGAGUGUUCAACCAGAUUCUUCUUCUCCCAGACAUGGUCAUAAUCGUAUCAUUGCCUACAGUAGACCAGUUUAUUUCUGUUUGUGUUGUGGUCUUAUUUGGCUCUUGGAUUAUGGUAGUAGAAACCUUACUACAACCAAGUUCAAAUUAUACGGAAUAACUUUCACCAAUCCGCUGGUGCUUGUAUCAGCCAGGGAUUUAGUUAUAGUGUUUACACUCUGUUUCCCAAUAGUAUUUUUCAUUGGUCUCCUGCCUCAGGUGAAUACAUUUGUAAUGUACCUUUGUGAACAAUUGGAUAUCCAUAUCUUUGGUGGUAAUGCCACUACAAGCCUGCUUGCAGCACUUUACAGUUUCAUCUGUAGCAUUGUGGCAGUAGCCUUACUAUAUGGAUUGUGUUACGGCGCCUUAAAGGAUUCUUGGGAUGGGCAGCAUAUUCCAGUGCUUUUCUCCAUUUUUUGUGGUUUAUUAGUGGCAGUAUCCUAUCAUCUCAGCCGACAAAGCAGUGAUCCAUCUGUACUUUUCUCUUUAGUGCAAUCCAAGAUUUUUCCAAAAACAGAAGAGAAAAAUCCAGAAGACCCGUUGUCUGAAGUAAAAGAUCCACUGCCUGAAAAACUUAGAAAUUCUGUUAGCGAGCGUUUACAGUCUGACCUAGUAGUGUGCAUUGUAAUUGGUGUGCUGUACUUCGCUAUUCAUGUAAGCACAGUGUUCACAGUAUUGCAGCCUGCGCUCAAGUAUGUGUUGUAUGCGCUUGUCGGCUUCGUGGGUUUUGUAACCCAUUACGUGCUGCCUCAAGUUAGGAAGCAGCUACCGUGGCACUGCUUCUCUCACCCUCUGCUCAAGACGGUGGAGUAUAAUCAGUAUGAAGUUCGAAACGCAGCUACUGUGAUGUGGUUUGAGAAACUUCAUGUGUGGCUUCUUUUUGUGGAGAAGAAUAUCAUCUAUCCAUUGAUUGUUCUCAAUGAACUUAGUAGCAGUGCAGAGACAAUUGCUAGUCCAAAAAAACUGGAUACAGAAUUAGGUGCUUUAAUGAUCACCAUUGCUGGUCUGAAGCUGCUACGGUCCUCUUUCAGCAGCCCUACAUAUCAGUAUGUCACAGUCAUCUUUACUGUGCUCUUUUUCAAAAUUGACUAUGAAGCUUUUUCAGAGACCAUGCUGUUGGAUCUGUUCUUCAUGUCCAUACUCUUCAACAAGCUUUGGGAACUCCUUUAUAAAUUGCAGUUUGUAUACACUUACAUUGCUCCAUGGCAAAUUACAUGGGGUUCUGCUUUCCAUGCUUUCGCUCAGCCCUUUGCAGUGCCCCAUUCAGCCAUGUUGUUUGUUCAGGCUGCCGUAUCAGCCUUCUUUUCUACUCCACUGAACCCCUUCCUGGGAAGUGCAAUAUUCAUCACUUCAUAUGUUCGACCUGUGAAAUUCUGGGAGAGAGACUAUAACACAAAACGAGUGGAUCAUUCAAAUACCAGAUUGGCUUCCCAGCUUGAUAGAAAUCCAGGAUCAGAUGACAACAAUCUGAAUUCCAUCUUUUAUGAACAUUUAACCAGAUCCCUACAACACAGUCUUUGUGGUGAUUUGCACCUAGGACGGUGGGGAAACUACAGUACAGGGGACUGUUUCAUUCUUGCCUCUGACUACCUCAAUGCGUUAGUACACCUUAUAGAGAUAGGCAAUGGGCUGGUCACCUUCCAGCUGCGGGGACUUGAAUUCAGAGGUACUUACUGUCAACAACGGGAAGUGGAGGCCAUUACUGAAGGUGUUGAGGAAGAUGAAGGAUUUUGCUGUUGUGAACCUGGCCAUAUUCCUCAUGUGCUUUCAUUUAAUGCUGCAUUUAGCCAGCGCUGGCUAGCUUGGGAAGUGAUAGUCACCAAGUAUAUUUUGGAGGGUUAUAGCAUCACUGACAAUAGUGCUGCUUCUAUGCUUCAAGUCUUUGAUCUUCGGAAAGUACUCACCACUUACUAUGUCAAGGGUAUCAUUUAUUAUGUUACAACCUCUUCUAAACUGGAGGAGUGGCUAGCUAAUGAGACGAUGCAGGAAGGACUACGUCUGUGUGCAGAUCGGAAUUACGUUGAUGUGGACCCAACGUUUAAUCCAAACAUUGAUGAAGACUAUGACCAUCGACUUGCAGGCAUAUCCAGGGAGAGUUUCUGUGUGAUUUACCUCAACUGGAUAGAGUAUUGCUCUUCCCGAAGAGCAAAGCCACUGGAUGUGGACAAAGAUUCAUCCCUGGUGACUCUUUGUUAUGGACUCUGUGUUCUGGGACGGAGAGCUUUGGGGACUGCAUCCCACCAUAUGUCCAGUAAUUUAGAGUCAUUCCUCUAUGGAUUGCAUGCCCUAUUUAAGGGAGAUUUCCGAAUUUCUUCAAUUCGAGAUGAAUGGAUCUUUGCUGACAUGGAAUUGCUGAGAAAAGUAGUAGUCCCUGGAAUUCGUAUGUCCAUUAAACUUCAUCAGGACCAUUUCACUUCUCCGGAUGAGUACGAUGACCCCACUGUGCUCUAUGAAGCCAUUGUGUCUCAUGAGAAGAACCUCGUCAUAGCCCACGAAGGGGACCCUGCGUGGCGGAGUGCAGUCCUCGCCAACUCACCCUCCCUGCUUGCUCUGAGGCACGUCAUGGAUGAUGGCACCAACGAGUACAAGAUCAUCAUGCUCAACAGACGCUACCUUAGCUUCAGGGUCAUUAAAGUGAAUAAGGAGUGUGUCCGAGGCCUUUGGGCAGGGCAACAGCAGGAGCUUGUUUUCCUACGUAACCGUAACCCGGAGAGAGGUAGCAUCCAGAAUGCCAAGCAAGCUCUGAGGAACAUGAUAAACUCAUCUUGUGACCAGCCUAUUGGCUACCCGAUCUUCGUCUCACCCCUGACAACUUCUUACUCUGACAGCCAUGAACAGCUUAAAGAAAUUCUUGGGGGACCUAUCAGCUUGGGAAAUAUCAGAAACUUCGUAGUGUCAACCUGGCACAGGUUAAGGAAAGGUUGUGGAGCUGGCUGUAACAGUGGUGGCAAUAUUGAAGAUUCUGAUGCUGGAGGUGGAGCCUUUUGCACUAGUAACAGUGCGACAACUGCCAAUGAUCCCCACAGCAGUGCAUCCCAAGGAAGCACUGGAAACCCAGGCCAGGGACCGGGAGCAGGACUCCAUCCGCCUGUCACAUCUUACCCUCCAGCACUAGCCGCUAGCCACAGCUCUCACUCCGUGCAGUCCAGCCUGGUCCGGCAGUCCCCUGCCCGGGCCUCUGUAGCCAGCCAGUCGUCAUACUGCUAUAGCAGCCGGCACUCAUCUCUCCGGAUGUCCACCACGGGAUUUGUGCCUUGUCGGCGCUCUUCCACCAGCCAGAUAUCGCUUCGCAACUUACCGUCAUCCAUCCAGUCCCGCCUCUCUGUGGUGAACCAGAUGGAACCCUCCAGUCAGAGCGGCCCGGCCUGUGUGCAGCAUGGCCUGCCUUCCUCUAGCAGCUCCAGCCAAAGCAUCCCAGCCUGCAAGCAUCACACCCUCGUGGGCUUUCUUGGGACAGACGGCGGUCAGAGCAGUGCCGCUGAUACACAGCCCGGCAACACCUUAAGUCCUGCCAAUAAUUCCCAUGCCAAAAAGGGGGAGGUGAUUUACAGAGUCCAGAUUGUGGAUCCCAGUCAGAUUCUGGAUGGGAUCAACCUGUCAAAAAGGAAAGAGCUGCAGUGGCCUGAUGAGGGUAUUCGGUUAAAAGCUGGGCGAAACAGCUGGAAAGACUGGAGUCCCCAGGAGGGCAUGGAAGGCCACGUGAUUCACCGUUGGGUGCCUUGCAGCAGAGAUCCAGGUACUAGAUCCCACAUCGACAAGACAGUACUUCUGGUUCAAAUUGAAGAUAAAUACGUGACUGUAAUCGAAACUGGGGUACUAGAACUUGGGGCUGAAGUGUGAGCCAGUGUUUUAUAACUUCAUUUCUUUUCCCUCAAAAUUCCAAGAGAUUGGAAAAAAAGAGGAGAGAGCAGAAGAUGCCUGCAGGUAUCCCUUUGAUCCUGUAGGAGAGACUUGAACAUAGAGUGGGCUUGGUUAAGCACCUCUCCUUCGCCCUUCACCCUGACUCCUGUCACUGUCUCCAUCCCCAAAUAAAGCUGAAAUAUUUUUUUAAGUUAGCUGCUGAGAAAACAUCGUGCAUGAAGGAUAAAGUUCUGUUAAAAUACAUCCUUAAAAAAAGUUUUUUCCUAUGCAUUGCCUAUGCUUUAAAUCAACAAACUCUUGCUUUCUAAACUAUGAUCUCAUAUUUUUCUAAUUUUUUUGCCAAAAAUAAUUGCCAUGUUUUGUCAUAAAACAUGAAAUCCAUUUACCUUGAUUUUUAAAAACAGACAAGUGUAGAAACCUUCAGUUUGACAUAUUGCAGUAUAAAAGUUUAAUGUACAGUGAAAAAGACUAUGAACAGACAUAGAUUUAUCUUAUUCCUUGAACGCUAAAAACUUUAAUGAAAAAAACUGCACUAAUUUUUUACAAUGCACUAUAAAGUCUGAGAUUUCUCAGAACAUUUAUUUAUAUAUAAAAAUAAAAUACCAUUAUUUAAAUUGCCUUUGGGAUUAACCCCUUCCCUUUCCUUAUACGUAGCAGGAACUGUGCUGCUCAUUUUUCUUUAGUAGUCUGUACUUCAUGCCAGUCCAUUGGAUGUUUCCUUUAAAAUGAAUACUUAAUCUCAAGAUACACGUAGCUUCAUCACUGGCAUUUCCCGGAGCCAGUAGUCAGUGACUCAGUCCCGUGAACACUCCUGCCAGCUCCUGUGUCCACAUUUCAGAUGGGCUCCAACACUGUGUGCGUCCCAGCUACCCUGUUUCUCCCACUUGGGGCAAGUUCUGCUGGGGUCAGUUCUGGGAAGAAAAUACUUCUGCUUUUCAAAGAAGAAGGUGAACGUCCUGGAAUUUAAAGAAAGGAUGGAUUGCCUUUUAUUUUAAGAGUUCUUAGCUCUUGAAGUUAUUCACAUGCAGUUCAGUUAAUCAAGUAAAAGUUUUUCAAACAAAAUUAUCCAAAUGGUGCAGUUCUUAUUGUUAUAUCCCUCUUUAAAACUUUGCCUAUUAUUUUCCUCCUCUCUUCUUAUUCUAUUACUUGAAUUUUAUUUCCUGUGAUUUAUAGUGUGUAGCUGUAAUUUGAAAUAUUUAUAACUGUGAUGAACUUGACUUAAUUCAUAUGUUGUCUCAUAACUUAAAUUUUAUUGGUUUUUUUUAAAAUGUAUGUAUUCAGGGAAAUAUAUAACUCAGAUUUACAAUUAGACUAGGUGGGAACUGCAGUUUAGAUUUAAUUUUCAACAUAUGGCGUUUUUUAAAUCCUUCAGAAAAUUUUUCUCCUUUUGUGUGAAACCCCAAAGAAGACUGUACAUCUGAGCAUUUAGGAGCAGCCAUCUUUCUGCCCCCUGUGAAUGGAAAGUAAAAGGAAGCAGGUGAAGUUAAUUUUAGUCAUACAUUUCGUUUAGUCCAUUAUAUCCAAAGUAUUGCUAUUUCACCAUGUGGUACUAGCCGUAUUUCAGCUACUUGCUAGCCACAGUAUCACAUGACACUUCAGUGGAAGGAAUGAAAGCUAAGGAAAUAAAUAGCUAAUAUAUAGCCUCUGAUUGCAUUUUCACUCCAAAACCUAUUUACUUUUCCUUUUUCCAAUUUUAAAUUUUUGUGGGUAUUCAGGAGCCGAUGUGCCUUGUGUUGAGGUUUCCAGACUUCACACACUUUGCAGAACUUACUGUUGAAAAACUUUCUAUCAAAUGAUUUACUGAACAUUUACACAAAGGUACCCCUUCUAAAUUGACCAGUUAAAAUGUAUUUUUCCUGAUGCUGUCAUUAUAUUCUGUGUUUGCCUUAUUUUGGCAAAUCUACAAUAUGCCAUUAAGGUUCAGGUUCUUCUUUUUUCUUCUGAAACUGAAUAUAUGAUCUGUUUGUCUAUCUGUAUUAUCUAAAAUCCUCUCAGAGGAAUUAUGCUCCCUGCUGCUUGUUCCCUUUCUGAGAUGAAUAUGAUCUCUUCAUGGUCAUUGCCUAGAUGAGAAGAUAAGUGGAGCCUUUCCAGUCUUAAAUAGAAGAUACUUCAUUUUCCUACACAGAGAAAAAGAAAAAACCUGAACUUCAAAUGUUUAAGACUAAAACAUAUAGUCUUUUUAAAAUCAUAAUACUUUUCUAAUAAUUGCAUCAGGGGAAGCAUUGAUAAUUAAAGAAGGAGUCAUGUCUUAAAAAUAAUUGGAACUAAAGUAUAAUAUAGAAAUAUACACACUUUCAUUAAUUAAGUUGAUUAUACAUGUCUUAUUCAACCCUGUCCCCUGCCACCCCACACCCCCUUGGAGAUUAGUGAGCUGUUCAUUUAGAUUCCCUGCUUAGCCUUUUUGAUUAGUAUAUAAGACUCCAGUAUACACACAUUAGCAUCUUUAGUUCACAGUUGCCAAAACUUUUCAGAGUUCCAUAAUUUGAAAGUAAAAAUAUGUAAUUAAAACACUAGUUUUUUUCAUUUGCUUUAAAUAGUUUUAUUGAUAUCUUUCGGGUUUUUUUCUUGUUUGAUUUUGCUUUUUCCCCCUUUAGAGAGAGUUCUGGAAUAAGUUAUAAAUUCCUAGCUCUUUUGCUGUUGUUGUUACUCAGUGUUAAAAAUCAUUUUAUAACUCAAAUUUUUGGUUAAUCUUCCAGUUUAUAACUUGGUGUAAGCCCUAUUUUUACACCAUUUUUCAAUACUUGAUAAAACUUUAUAUGUUCACUUUUUUCUAAAGAACUAUAAUUUUUCCAAAAGUCUAGAUUAAUACAAGAUGCUGAUCUUUAAGGGACUUGGGAGAGUAGGUGGUGAGGCUCUAUAUUUUUAAGGUAAAAGGAGAUUAAUUACCUUUCAGGAAAUUAGCGAACAGACUUCAUCAGUGUUCUGCCUUCUUUGAGUUUCCAUUACUGGAAGAUUAACUUCCAUUAGAUUUGAAGUUUUUUUUUUUUAAUAUUUCAAGUAAAUCUGAGAUACUUCUGCAGACCCUUGAAACAGAAUUAGUCAGACAAGAUUUCUCUCCCGAGUGAGCUAUGGAAAAUUACUCUGUGUACCAAAUGUCAGGCAGUGAAAAUACAGGUUUUUACGUAAGAAACAACAGCUCAUUAAAAAGAUGUAUUUUUCUUCCUGGGUUAGUUUACUUUUCCAUCUCAUAUCAAAAUAUAAAAAAAAACAGCCUCAAAUCUAAGCAAGGGUAGCUUAGCCUUAAUGAAUCCCACUUUGCUUCUGAGCAGCAUCCUUCUGCCUCUGCUUAGGAAAUCUUCAUUUGGUGGAUUGUUGCACUGAGUCACAUUCAUCCAGAACUGAGUCUUUUAAACUUACAAUUUGCCCAGAGACUAAGGUUAUUGUUUUCUUUCAAAACUCUUCCCUCCUAAAUAUGUGACUUGAGAAGAAGAUAACAAUAAUUUUGCAUGAGAAUUCUUUGAAUUUAUGUUUACUGGCUACAAAACUAUAAAUGGCUGCCCGCAUUGUGAUUGACUUUUGUGUUUGUUUUCAUUACUUUUUCAUGAAUAUGGACACAGCCCCCCCUUUUUUUUAAAGUCCUCAAUAUUCAUUCUUGUUCUUUUUUGUAGUAUAUUUUAAUCACGUAAAAUUACUUUGCUUGGACACAGACCAAGGGUAAGAUGUCAUUCAAGGCUAAGAUGAUACUUGGAGCCCAUUAAUGGACUUUGAACUUUCUGUUUCAGUCAUAUAUGGAAAUUGAGUUUUAUUUAUCUGGAGAAAGAGGAAAAUUAGCUAUUACCAUGUAUUUGUGCAGCAUAAAUUUUAAUAUUACGUUGGAUAUGUAUAGUUUUUUUUAAAUUAAGUAUUAAAAAACCAGCCUCUCUUUUCUUCACUUCAUUUUUUUAAAAAAAUCUGGUUCAUAUAUACCUAGUCCUUCUCAUUUGUUUAGGUGAUUGGAAAGAAGUUAAUUAUUAUACAAAUAGAUCUGGUAGGUAUGUGAGUGAAGUAUUAAUUUUGUUUGAAACAGAUGUAUAUUUUCUGCUUUGAAUCCCCUCUCCAGAGUCAUCUUGUCAAGAAUUAUGUGUGAUAAGAAUUUCUCUUUACUGCCUAUCAGCCACAUAUUCUUUCUGAAUUAGAGAAAAUAAGUUCUAUUUGUGAACUGAACUUCAUUAUCUGCCGUUUUAUGGAAGCAGCAUAACAUUCUUUGGGGGACCAGAGCUGAGUGUCAUCACAAGGUUACAUGACAGCUCUCUUCUAAGGCACACCUAUUAUAUAGGGUUAUGCCUUUUUUCUAUGCUUCAGCUCUGUACCUGACAAUUUAUGAUUCAGAGGAUCCAAGCUAGAAGGAAGAAAGGUCAUCUAAGAUUGUGAUAAGGAUGAAUUCCUGCGUGGUAUUUGCACAGAUGGGGUGAUACCCUGGAAUUCAAAGCAGAGUAGUAGUCGAGAAUGAGAUGGCUGCUCCAGAUGACUCUUGGAUUUAGCAUAAUUGUGGUUAAACAAGAUUUUUUAUAUAUGAAACUUGAUUCUACAACCAAAAUAAUAGAAAUGGGGGGGAAAUCAUGUCUGCUUAUGCUUUUUUAAAGUUUAUUAUAGUUUAAGUAAAAAUAAAUUGUAAAAAAUGAUUACCUUAACCCUGUACAAGUCUGGCAAUGAGCUCUGCAUGAGGAAAUGGAAGAAAGAAUACUGAAAAUGAUUCCAGGAAGGUAGGUGGGAGGAAGGAGAAUGGGUUUCCCUUUUCUGAUCAUGGGCUCUGAAAGUAUUCAUUGCCUCUACCAGCAUUCAGUAUAAACCAGAGAUAAGAAUAUAUGUACUCACGUGUGUCUGUGAGUGUGUGUGUAUGCGCGUGUCUGAGUGUUUGUUAUUCUAAACAGCUUGUAAAUACGGUAGAUGUUUAAAAUGGAAACUAAAAGCUGAGAUUGUUUUUUCUUUGCAAAUAUAUUGCAUCAGAGAUACAGUAUCGACAGUGGAUAAAACACGGAGGAAAUAAAUUUUUUUUCAUUUUG